Molecule: messenger RNA, 2124 nt
Organism: Acyrthosiphon pisum (pea aphid)
Lineage: Eukaryota; Metazoa; Arthropoda; Insecta; Hemiptera; Aphididae
Gene: PNPase
Product: polyribonucleotide nucleotidyltransferase 1
Biological process (GO): mitochondrial mRNA catabolic process; mitochondrial RNA 3'-end processing
Cellular component (GO): mitochondrion; cytosol
Molecular function (GO): 3'-5'-RNA exonuclease activity; RNA binding; polyribonucleotide nucleotidyltransferase activity
Source: RefSeq, a predicted model, not a curated record
AGCUGGUCGUAUACCUACAAAUUAUCUACGGCGAGAACUUUCUGUAUCUGAACAUGAAAUACUUACUAGUAGAUUAAUUGAUCGUUCACUACGGCCUUUGUUUCCUUCUACUUACUGUUUCGACACACAAAUUAUGUGUAAUUUAUUAGCUGUUGAUGGUAUUAACCACCCUGAUAUACUCAGUAUAAAUGCUGCUUCAACAGCUCUAGCUCUAUCCGAUAUUCCUUGGAAUGGUCCUGUUGGCGCUGUUCGUGUAGGUCUUUGUGAUAACAAUCUAGUUACAAAUCCAACUCGCCGUGAGUUGUCCAACAGUGAAUUAAAUCUUGUUGUUGUAUCAGCAGCUAAAAACUUAGUCAUUAUGUUGGAAGGAUCAGCAAACAAUGUUCUCCAACAAGAUGUGUUGAAAGCAAUUAAAUUUGGUGUCAAAGAAUGUCAGCAUAUAGUAAAUUGUAUUGAUAAUUUGCAAAAAGAAUUUGGCAAACCUAAAAGAGAAUUUGAGACAAAGAAUAUAGAUGACACCAAUGGAAAUUUAGAAACUGUUAUAGAUAGCUUUUGUGAAAUUAAACUUAGAGAAAUAUUUACUAAUGUUAAUCAUCAUAAAAUAUCUAGAGAUAUAGCUGUCAAGGAUGUAAAAACAGAAGUCAUUGAAAAUCUUAAAUCAAAUUUUGAUAACUUAAAUUUAGAACUUUGUUCAAUUAUUUUUGAUAAAGUUUGUAAACGAAUUUUUCGAAAUUUAAUUUUUGAAAAUGAUACUAGAUGUGAUGGUCGUAAACUUGACGAUCUUCGAAACAUAUCAUGUGAAGUUGAUUUAUAUAAGCCAUUACAUGGUUCUGCAUUGUUUCAAAGGGGACAGACCCAAGUUUUUUGUACUGUUGCUUUAGACUCUAUUGACUCUGCCCUUAAACUUGAUCCAAUGACAAUAUUAACAAGUGGCAUCAAUGAGAAGAACUUUUUUCUACAUUAUGAGUUCCCUCCAUAUGCAACAAAUGAUAUUGGUCGAAUGGGUCCAUCUAUGCGCCGUGAAAUUGGACAUGGUGCUUUAGCAGAACGAGGGUUGAGGUCAAUUGUUCCUGAAAACUUUCCGUUCACAAUACGACUUACAUCUGAGGUUCUUGAGUCAAAUGGGUCUUCGUCUAUGGCAUCUAUAUGCGGUGGUAGUUUAGCUUUAAUGGAUGCUGGUGUACCUAUUUCCCAACCUGCUGCUGGAGUGGCUAUUGGCUUGAUCACCAAUUAUGAUGAUAAUGACUCUAAACAUAUUAAAGACUAUAGAAUUUUAACUGAUAUACUAGGAAUUGAAGAUUAUCUAGGUGAUAUGGAUUUCAAGUUAGCUGGUACAAAAAAAGGCAUUACAGCGUUACAAGCAGAUAUAAAAAUUCCUGGCUUACCAUUGAAAAUUGUAAUGGAAGCAGUAGAAGCUGCCACAAGUGCUAAACAUAAAAUUAUAAAUAUUAUGAAUGCAACUAUUCAAAGUACAAGGAAACAAAAAAAAGAUAAUUGGCCAGUGACAGAAAUAUUAAAUGUACCAAUACAUAAAAAGGGUAAACUACUCGGUCCUGGAGGAAUUAAUUUAAAGCGUAUUAUGCUAGAAACUGGUGCACAAAUUUCUUCAAAUAGUGAAAAUGAUGGGUUUACAAUAUUUGCACCUAAUCAAGAUGCAUUAGAUGAAGCUAAAGAAACUGUUGAUAAGCUUAUGGCUGAAAAAUCAGAGCCUCAACUGGAAUUUGGAGCUAUUUAUAAAGCAAAAGUAGUUGAAAUACGAGAAAUUGGAGUGAUGGUCACAUUGUAUCCAUCUAUGCAGCCAACUUUAGUUCACAAUUCUCAAUUAGAUCAAAGAAAAAUAAGCCAUCCAAGUGCAUUAGGUUUAGAAGAAGGACAUGAGAUUCAAAUAAAAUACUUUGGCCGAGAUCCUGUUUCAGGAAUGAUGCGACUUUCAAGAAAAGUAUUACAAGGGCCAUCGUCCAGUCCAGCCCGGAGCAUUGGUGGUAACAUCACUAAGUAGAGAUGAGUUAAUUUAUAUUUAGUCACUUGGAACCAUAGAAAUAAGUAUCUUUUAUACAUCCAAAAUGUGAUUAUUUAUAUGAUACAUUUUUUAUAAUUAAAUAUUUUGUUUUAUGUAUACUGAAA